AUGGCGGCCGGCGACCUCAUCAACUUCGACGAGCUCGAACCACACAAGGAGAAUGUCCAGAGGGUGCAACGUGGACGCUCCGCGAAAGCUCUAGCCUCCAUUCUUUCGCCUAAGUCUGCCGAUGGCCAGCUGAAAGUCAUUCCCUCCGACCAGGAAAAGUUCAACAACGUCAAGCGGCAAGAAUUCGAGAAGGAACUCGAGGCCAUCGACGAAUCCGACGACCCACUCGAUACAUACGACCGCUAUGUCAAGUGGACUCUCGAGACAUACCCUCAACCUACUUCCUCCCAGUCGCAACUGCUGCCGCUCCUCGAAACGGCAACCAAGGCCUUCCUCAAGUCUCCACACUACAAGGAUGACCCGCGUUAUCUGAAGCUGUGGCUUCACUACAUCAAACUCUUUUCAGACGAGCCGCGUCAGAAUUUUGCUUUCCUUGCGCGCAACAAUAUCGGCGAAAGCCUUGCGCUCUUCUACGAAGAGUUUGCUGCCUACCUUGAGACACAGAACCGAUGGAACCAGGCGGAAGAAGUAUACUCAUUGGGUGUGGACAAGCAGGCGCGACCCGCUGAGCGUCUGCUGCGCAAGUACGGCGAGUUCCAGCAAAGAAUGGAAGCCCGCCCAGAGGAUGCCAAUGGACCAUCCAGCCCCGCACUUCCCGUGGUGAGGGCUGUUUUGGCCCAGAAGGUGGACCCGUUCGCAGCAUCCGGUUCUGGUCCAGUUGAUCCGCAGGCCGGUAGGGCAUCAGGUGCCGCACCCAAGGCGAAGUCCGGCAAGGCCAAAAUGGCCAUAUUUUCUGAUGCGGAACAACCCAAGCAGUCAGUUUUGGGAGGCCCUAGUAGGAAGAACGAAACCAUGCAGUCGAUGGCAGACCGCAAGAAGGAGAACAAACAAGAGGCACAAUCAUGGGCAGGACAGAAACUGAACGGAGGGAAGAGAAACGUUGGUGUGGAGAAGCUGAUGAUUUUCAAGGACAAGUCCCAAUUACUAUCGCAAGCCUCAGAGAAGAAUGCUCUACGUGAUUCCCAACAAACCAUUAACCCGAAAACCGGCAAUAUUGAGCGGGUCUUCGUGAACCUGGAGGCAGUAUAUCCCAAUCCAGAUGAUCUAACUGUUGAAGAGUACUGUUUUGAAGAGCUCAGGGCAGCUCAUCGCGGUUGGAUGAGCUGCGAUUGGGCAGCGGUCAAUAGGGAAGCGGCAGCGAAGAAACAGCAACAAGAACGACCAAAGAAGGAAGAGAGGAAAGUCUUGAAGCCGAAGGAUAACCAGCAGACAGAGCCGCCCGCGACACUUACAAAGGAUCUUAAGAAGCCGACUGUUGUACCGCUGAAUGAUGCCAAUGAUGAAAAUGCACCACCAUCGCAAGAGGAAAUUCAACGCGCGAAGAUGUUGAAGAAACAACGCAAGGAAGCGCGUGAAAAUAGAACCAGAAAGAUCAAGGUCAUGGAAGUCGAGGUUCGCGACCAGACGCAGACCAUCCAAACGAACUUGGGGACCCCAACGAAGCCUAAGAUCAAAAAGAAGAAGGGUGGUGCCGAACCGACAAUGACUUUUCACACGAAGGAGGCCAUGGAUGAAAUCUAUGGCAUCUUCAACGCACCUCUGAAAUCCCAACAAGAAGUCGCAGAGGAUGAUGAAAGCGAAGAAGACAGCGACGAUGACGAGGACGAUGACGAUGAUGGGUACACGACCGGUGGUGAGAGCACCUGCACUGGUAGGUUUUCUGGAACGAACAGUGAAUACGGCGACGAAACCACUCAAGGUGAUCUCACGGAGGUGAGGAGUAGUGUGGACGAGGAUACAACAAGUGCAAGCGGUGCGAGCGAAUGGUCAGAAUUCAUCGAGAGUAGACACGUCCCAAAGGAUGAGUCAACCAGCGAGGAAGAUGACGAGGAAGACGACGAGAAUGCGGAGAAGACAGUCAAGUCGACUUUCAAGGUACACGAGGACGAGGGUUAUGGGGGUUCGCAGGAGCCCGAGCUGGUGACGACCCCAACAUCUCCAGCAUUUAAGCCGUUGCCAACACGAUACGUGCCACUUCCACCGGAAGAUGUUGAGGUUCCCACUCGGCCAUAUCGCGACCAGGUGCAGAUGGCGAACAAUCGUCUGCCGUUCAUGACGCCAAUCGUUGAGAAGACCGAAUCAUCCCUUGGUGCAGCAACAGUGUUAGCUGAGCAGCAGAAGGACUACUUCAAUGCGAAGACGCCUAGCCGACACACUGGCGGUAAGACGCCGGUGAUUCUAGAGGAUGACGAUGAGCCUUUAAGCAGCCCGUUCCAGAAUAUUCUGGAGGAGGUGAUGAAGGAGAAUGGCGGGAAGGUUCCUCAACCUGCCUUACCAAAACCGCAACAAAAGGCAAAGGUUCCCCUGGGCGUUUCCAAAGCAAGCGCUGCAUUGGCCAAGGCAACUGAGGGCGAUGUCAAGCCCAAAGGGCCCAUCGUCCACGAUACGCAGUGCAACCCAGUUGAUGAGCACAUCCGACAGACGAUCUUGGAAAACGCCUAUCCUCCAAUUACAUCCUACGACGGCUAUCACACUGCUGAUCAAUCUUAUGGCAAACAUGCGGAGAUCAAAAAGUACACAAAGGCAGUCUCCAAAGCAGGCAAAAACGGGGCCGAAAAGACGGCUGGCUUGGGUUCUCCACUUUCCUUGAAGUUUGAGAACGCGAACAGAGAGUACAUCAUCAAGCGGCAGUUGGGUGAAGGGGCUUUCGCGCCCGUCUACCUAGCGGAAAGCAAGCCUCUAGAUGAGGAUGAUGCGGAGAAUGCUCCUGCGCAGAUGGGCAAAGGUGCGUUUGGACUUGCGCGCAAGCCGUUCGAAGCGAUAAAAAUGGAGGAUCCGCCAUCGGCAUGGGAGUUUUACAUGCUGCGACAGGCGCAUAGGCGACUGGGCGUGUCACGGGCGGCCCAAUCUAUUAUCCACGCUUACGAGAUGCGCAUGUUCAGCGACGAGUGUUACCUGGUACUCGAGUAUCGGGAUCAGGGCACGCUGCUGGACCUUGUCAACGUAGCACGAGCUGAGGUGACUAGCGGUGGGCCAGGUGUCAUGGACGAACAGCUAGCCAUGUUCUUUAGCGUCGAGCUGCUGCGCACUGUCGAGGCACUGCACUCCAAGGGCGUCAUUCACGGCGACCUCAAGGCCGACAAUGUUCUGGUACGCUUCGACAACGAGGAACACGGCUGGAGCGCGCAGUACCGACGCGACGGCGGCGAGGGGUGGAGUGCAAAGGGCAUUUCACUAAUCGAUCUUGGCCGGGGCAUCGACCUGCGCGCCUUCCGGCCCGACGUGCAGUUCGUGGCCGACUGGAAGACGAGCGAAGCCGACUGCGCCGAGAUGCGCGAAAUGCGACCGUGGACCUUCCAGGUCGACUAUCACGGGCUCGCAGCCAUCAUUCACAGCUUGCUGUUCGGAAAGUAUAUGGAGACGGUGGCUGAGCGCGGCGGUGCCGCACUGGGCGCCGGCGCCACCAAGACGUACCGCGUGCGCGAGGGCCUUAAGCGGUAUUGGCAGACGGACAUCUGGACCGAGUGUUUCGGCCUCCUCCUCAACCCGUUGCGCCACCUCGAGGGUGAAGAGGGCACGCGCAUGCCCGUGCUCAAGGGCAUGCGGCGCGUGCGCGAACGCAUGGAGGAUUACCUCGAGCAGAAUUGCGAGAGGGGCGUGGGCUUGAAGGCACUGGUUCGGAGGAUGGAGGAGAGGGUGACAGCACGGAAAGGAAGGACAGGGUGAUUGUUAAAGGGGGGGCGAGGAUAACGGGCUUGCGCUGGCAUUUUUUUGCUUUGUUGCUUUGGUUUACAAAUACUUGAUUGGGGCACAGGGCUGGGUCCGGGUUGGCAUGGCGUUUGAUAGGAUCAGUAGAGGCAGGAACAAGCGUGGAUUCCUUGAUUUGACGAGAGAAGGCUGAGAAAUCUCGGGUAUUCGGGGGGGUCGUGGGGAUCUUCACGACGCGAGACCCUGUCGGAGAGUCGGAAGCAGCCGCUGGACAAGAGAGGUGGAGCACGGUGACGACGAAAUGGUCUGCUUUCCCACCCCGGGGGAUGCGACGGGGCCAGGUGUGAUGGGCCACGUGGAACAUGCGAUAGAUGUGUAAUAUUGUGGUAG
Aplosporella prunicola CBS 121167 is the source of this 4098-nucleotide messenger RNA. RefSeq lists its product as uncharacterized. The transcript has 3 exons. Bases 1 to 3726 code for a protein of 1241 amino acids. Gene Ontology annotation, molecular function: ATP binding; protein kinase activity. Lineage: Eukaryota; Fungi; Ascomycota; Dothideomycetes; Botryosphaeriales; Aplosporellaceae. The record is from RefSeq and is a predicted model, not a curated record. Gene Ontology annotation, biological process: meiotic sister chromatid cohesion, centromeric; protein phosphorylation; mitotic spindle assembly checkpoint signaling.